AUGGCCAUCCUUAGCGGGCAACGGACAUCAUCCUUCUUUCCGAAGGCAGAUGCGGCGAUUCUGACGUCGAAACACACUCCCCCAUCGACUCGUCCGCAAACCGUUGGGCCCGUUUACGAUCGACAUAAUGCCGAUCACCCGAUUGGGCCAUGGCCUUCAAACGUUGAAACGGCCUUCUAUCCCAAGACGGUGCCUUAUGCGCCCGCAUCCAUUCCCGAAAAGCCGCUUAGACCCCCUCAUCGAUAUCUGCGUGCCGUUCUUGCCGAGAAUGAAAGACUCAGAUUGUCUAUGCUUUGGUACUAUACCCGCGAUAUUCUCAAAGAGCAUGAGUUCCUCUCCGGGCUUCAGGAAAAAGCGCAUCUUGCCCAAGAAUCCACUGGAUGGGAGUUUGCCGUCAUCGGUAUUCUUGACGUCAACUUUUAUAUCCGGUUAGCCACAGUAGGGCUUCAGCUAGGCAUUCUUCCGCGUGGUGAAACUAUUUGCGCUCACACAGUUACUCAACCUCCUGGUAGCGUGUUUCUGUUACCGAGCCUCAUGGAGGACUGGAGAUUCCAAGAAUCACCUUACAUCGAGCAAGGCGGUCUUCGAGCAUACGCUGGUGCACCACUUCGCUUGCAAAACGAGUACGGAGAUUGUGUUGGCCUCGGAUCCCUUUGUGUGGCCUCAAGCACCAAGGAGGAGCCUUUGACCAAAACACAGCAGCAGGCUCUCGUUCGCCUAGCCGACUGGGUUGUCUCUGAUCUCGUUCAAUGUGCAAGAGCAAGACGCCAGCGGGAACGGCGCCAGAUGUCUGAACUCCUCUCCACAGCGCAGAGGGAAACCGACGACUCAGUCUCCGAGGAGCCGAUCCUCAGGAUACUGAGAACCACAUACCCCGAUACAGCAAUCAGCCUGCAACCGUUCAAGGCAACCCAUGUCGAGAUUGAUGGACGAGACCCGAUACCGAUUUCCUACUUCGAAGACGGCUUAUGGGAAGACACCGACUACCUUGACGACUUUAUUGCGAAUUCAAAUCAUCUUGAACUUCCAUCUAACAGGACAGUACGCAUUAUUGCCGCCCUUGCGAAAACUUGCGCCGGCAUGCUCUCCCAGAUGUGGCGCAAACGCCUUCUGAUGGAAGCAAUGAAAGCAAAGGAAAAGUUCCUUCGGGGGUUUUCUCAUCAGCUCCGCACCCCGAUCCAUGGUAUUCUCGGAUCCGUGGAACUCCUGGACGAGGAACUACAGGCCCGGAACUUGAGCGAAUCCGUCCUCCCGAUGUCAGCAUUGAUGGAAGAAGCCUCGGAGAGAGAUACGCGCGAACCCUCCAUGUACCUCAAUCUGAUUAAGAUGGCGGGUCGAGAUCUAACUUCCAUCGUCGACAACAUGAUCACCCUGAAUAGAUGGUCCGACAUUGCCAUUACAGACCGGCAUCAUGCCAUGCAUACUUUUGAUGAGCUGGAGGGGGAGAUAGAAAACGAGAUACUCAGACUAGCGUCGGGCGACACCCGUUACCAAACCUCUAUAUUCUUUAAUCACGACACUCCGCCCGGAGGUGACAGUUUUCGGACCGAUCUCGGUGUGCUUCGAGACACCCUGCUUCCACUUGUCAUCAAUUCUAUCCAAAACACCCCACGUGGGGUUGUAUCAAUAACCGCCUCGAUACAUCCGAAUCGCAAGCAACUUACUGUCGAUAUUGAGGACACCGGCCAUGGUAUUCAUCCCGAUCACCAGCAACGCAUCUUUGAACCGUAUGAAAAGAUUGACCCACACACGGCGGGCGCUGGAUUGGGUCUCACUCUUGCAUCUAAAUUUGCAACACUUCUCAACGGGACCAUCGAUUUAAUCUCGUCAGAAAUUGGCCGCGGGUCCCAUUUCAGAGCCACAUUCCGCGACGUUGCAUGUGUUUGCUCUCCCUUUCCAUCGCAGCCACUGGCUUCCAAGUUCAAUGACCUACCCUCAAAAUUCUUCCACAUAGCGACUGGCUCUGAUUGUCUAUCUUUAUGUGAACAUUUUAUCCCUUUUCUCGGCCGCAAUGGCUUUACCUCUUCGGACACCAUUGAAGACUCCAUCAUCAUACUUGAUGCUGUGCCUGACCUGGAACAACACCGCACGCACCUGUCUCGGAUACCAUCGGAUCAAGUUGCCAUUUGCCUUGUGCGGACUUCAGAAGAGGACUCACGCCUUGAAGAGAAUACGAAUAAUGUUGUUUACGCUACCGGGCUCUUUACCAUGUCGACUUUGCGUUCGACGCUCGAAAAAACAUACAAUCUUCUUCUGGAGAUCAAAUCUCGGGGCCCCUCAUGUCCGCUGCCCCCCAAUGAACCCCAAGUCAUGCUGUCAAACAUGUACCAAGGCCCAAACACAGACGAAAAGGCCACGUGCAAUCCAUCCACUAGCGACACGAUCAAUCCCAGCUCAAACGCCACAGUUCCGGCGAUAUCUCAGCCAGAUGCAGCAGCUUCUGCUGUAUUACGAAAGGCGACUCGAAUCUUCCCUGCUCUUACAACCUCCCCCAGACCCACAGCUCUGAUUGUCGACGACAAUGCCGUCAACCUUCGCAUAAUGGAGAUGUACUGUCGCAAACGAGGACUAGCAUCCUACUCCGCAGCCGAUGGCCUCCAAGCCGUUAAAAUUUUCUCCCAGCGGCAAGCGUUAUCCGCCACUGGUCAGGGUCCCUCAAUUGAACUGGUUUUCAUGGAUCUACAAAUGCCAGUGUGCGAUGGUAUCGAAGCCAUGGAGCAAAUCCGAUCCCUGGAGGAAAGGAACAACUGGUCGAAGAGCUACCUGUUUGUCAUGACUGGCCAAGAUAGUUCAUCGGAUAGAACGGCUGCGAAAGCUGCUGGCGGGGACGAAUUCUUUGUGAAGCCUGUUAUUAUCAAGCAGCUGGAUCGGGUUUUGAACCGAUAUUUCCCGGCAUUUGAGGCUAGUUAG
Molecule: messenger RNA, 2910 nt
Organism: Penicillium cinerascens
Lineage: Eukaryota; Fungi; Ascomycota; Eurotiomycetes; Eurotiales; Aspergillaceae
Product: hybrid sensor histidine kinase/response regulator
Exons: 3
Coding region: 1-2910 (969 amino acids)
Biological process (GO): phosphorelay signal transduction system; protein autophosphorylation
Molecular function (GO): phosphorelay sensor kinase activity; histidine phosphotransfer kinase activity
Source: RefSeq, a predicted model, not a curated record